Ascoidea rubescens DSM 1968 is the source of this 1095-nucleotide messenger RNA. It is a transcript of the gene APP1, whose product is annotated as phosphatidate phosphatase APP1. The annotation marks the transcript as partial. Gene Ontology annotation, cellular component: actin cortical patch. The record is from RefSeq and is a predicted model, not a curated record. The transcript is spliced from 2 exons. Gene Ontology annotation, molecular function: phosphatidate phosphatase activity. NCBI's taxonomy places the organism in Eukaryota, Fungi, Ascomycota, Saccharomycetes, Ascoideales, Ascoideaceae.
AUGAAUAAUUAUGAAAUUUUUGUUCCUUUGGAUUCCCAGUUCAUUCUAUAUCCCUCAUAUACCUGGCAAGAGGAUAGUCUAUACCACGUCAACAUAAGGGGUUGGUUGUUUUACUGUCCACAAACUAUGUCAAAGAAAAACAAAAUAGUCUUUACUGUUGCCAAACAACUAAUCAGAUCCAACGCAACUGAUUAUGCUAAUCUUGAUUUAAUUAACCAAAACGAAUCAAAUCGCUCUCCAUAUAUUUCAAAUUCAAAUUCAAAUAGUCAAUCAUCUACAAGCUUACCCCCAAGAAAAAAGGCAAAUCCCGAAGAUGUAUUAAAAGAGAGAUUGAAAUAUUUUAUGGCAAAGUCUUUACCACAGGUCAAUAUUACUAUUAAACUUGGUUCAGAUCAUGAUGUUCCAUUUGAAAGUCUCGUAACUAAAACACUACCCACAGACUACAAUGGAAAAUUUGAUAUCUUAUUAAAAUCUUCUUAUAAACCAUCAAUUAUUCACGUUUUUGUGGAUUCAAACAACGAGAUUUUUCAAUUCCAAUUACCUUUGUUUAUACAUCAAAAUGGCAUCAGUAUAAUCUCAGAUAUAGACGAUACAAUUAAGAAAACAGAUGUUGUUAGCGAUAAAAGAAACCUAUUCAAUAACGUCUUUAUCAAAGAUAUCAAAAAUUGGACUCUUGAAGGCAUAUCUGACUUUUUUAAUGAAAUCUAUGCUAAAAAAUCUUCUAAAGAUAUUAAAUUUCACUAUGUUUCCAAUUCUCCUUGGCAAUUAUACUCAAUAAUUUCUCAAUUUUUUCAACUAACUAAUAUGCCUCCAGGCUCUUUCCAUCUAAAGCAAUACUCUGGAAAUUAUUUAAAUAGCUUCAUGGAACCAGCGGUUGAAAGAAAAAGACCUGGUUUAUACACUAUUUUGCAAAAAUUUCCAAACAGAAAAUUCAUCCUAUUGGGUGAUUCUGGAGAACAAGAUUUAGAAGCUUACACAGAUAUUGUCAGAAGGUUUCCAGGAAAAGUAUUAGGAAUAUAUCUUAGAAUCGUCCCCAAUUCUUUCAGCGAUUUUGGUUAUGAUGUUAAGACUUUGAACCAAUUGAAAAAAAUAUUG